UGUUGGUGAGGAAAAACCUCCACACACACACAACCACUAUCUUCUCUGUUAUUUAACUAUUUUGAUCCGACUUUUUUGGACCAUUCCGUAGGUCCUGACCGCCUACCGACGAGAACCAAGGACACCCUCUCUAACUGACGUCACAGGAUCCGUUCCAACACGGAAACCGUAAUGGUGGGGGCUCGUCGUUUAGUCGUUACCUGCAGUCGGUAUUGUUGUGAUGGUCUCCGAUCUCUCAUCUACUUCUAUCCACAACCUGUUACACACGUUAAAGAAAACACGUCAAUCUGAAAGAAGACUAAGAAAAAAUGUUCAACAAACGAAGCCCUGUCGCUGUGUGACCAAAAUGGACGAUCGCUGGAGAAAGUUGACAGAUAAUUCGGGCCCCUGUUCUUGUAAGUUUAACACGUUUCUUUCCGUUGAUCGAGAUUCCCGUUUGUAGAUCUACAACCAUGGGGACGUUAGCACGCGGUCUCCUGCUGCUGUUGCUGCUGUCUUGGAAAGGAACCGAUUUACAGGUUAAGUCAGUGAGUGUAACUCUACCAGAGUCUCUAUUGUUUGUGUCUACUCUGGAUGGGAGUCUACAUGCUGUUUCCAAGCAGUCUGGAGACAUCAAAUGGACCCUCAAAGAAGAUCCCAUCAUCCAGGUGCCUGUCUACCUUACUGAGCCAGGGUUUCUCCCUGACCCCAACGAUGGCAGUCUCUACGUCCUGGGAGGAAAACACAAGGAAGGACUGAUGAAACUGCCCUUCACCAUCCCAGAGCUGGUCCAGUCUGCUCCCUGUAGGAGUUCUGAUGGAGUCCUUUACACUGGUAAGAAGCAGGAUGUAUGGUUCGUGGUGGACCCCCAGACAGGAGAGAAACAGACCAGCCUCUCCACAUCAUCAUCUGACUCCAUCUGCCCCAAUGCACCACUGCUAUACAUAGGAAGAACAGAGUACAUGAUAACGAUGUAUGAUACGAAGACACAGGAGCUGAGGUGGAACGCAACAUACAACGACUACUCUGCCCCGCCGUACGAUGAGAAACACGACUACAAGAUGGCCCAUCUUGUCUCCAGUGGGGAUGGGUUGGUGGUGACCGUAGACAGAGAGUCAGGUGACGUCCUGUGGAUGCAAAACUAUGGGUCACCUGUGGUGGGGGUUUACCUGUACAGCCAGGACUCUCUGAGACACGCCCCUCACCUGUCAGUUGCCAUGGAGACGCUGCGUUACCUCACCUUCUCGUCCCACGACACACACACCAUGAAGUGGAGCUACCAGUUUGUCACUGAGCAGGCUAGCACACACACACAGCUGGUGCCCACUCUGUAUGUGGGGAAGCUGGAUUCUCAUCUGUACGCCUCCACCUCCCUGGUUCACGACGGAGUCUCUCUAGUGCCGCGGGGCCUGACACUGGCGCGGAUCGAGGGACCGGAGACCGAGGAGGUGACGGUUAGAGAGGAGGGAGAGUGUGAGAUCAUCCCGUCUACCGACGUACGAUACCCGCCAGGCUCCACCAACACACUGAACAACCAGUGGCUGCUCAUAGGACACCAUGAGUUACCCCCGGUAGCCCACACCACCAUGUUGAGAGACUUCCCGGUAAACCUGCAGCGUUCCGGUGAUGCCGUUAUCCCGACCCGGUCUCAGAACAACCGCUAUACAGACCAUCCUUUCCAGUCAGUAGGUCAUGGUGGUGGAGGGGGUCGUGGUUCGGGUCCUAGCGGGAGCAGAAGGACCCAAGCAGGAUCAAGAUCAGGGUUGUCCUCUAUCCUGCCCGACUAUAUAUACCAGGACCCUGUUACCGUGGUGAUCCUGUCUCUACUGCUGGGAGGAUGGCUUGCCUUCGCUCUGACUUAUCCACAGCAGCAGAAGGACCAGAGGCAGCAGUUGGACGAAGCUCUGGAAUCCCGUCUCCAACACCUGCUAGACACGCCCUCUUCUGCAGACACACCCCCUUCUCCACCAGGGACCCCCCUUCCUUCUGGAGCCCAGCCCCAGUCUGCAGACUCACAGCCUUCAUCUGUGGACCCUCCUCUCUCUGGCUCACCCGGUAACAGUAGUGACGCUGUAGCCAGGAACGGAUCUGCUGUAACACGACACACACACGAUGGAGGGGUAGAGGAGGUGGAGGUAGGGAAGAUCUCCUUCUGUCCAUCAGAGAUCCUGGGACAUGGGACAGAAGGAACCUUCGUCUUCCGGGGCCAUUUUGACGGCCGUCGCGUGGCGGUGAAACGGAUCCUUCCAGAGUGUUUUGACGUUGCAGAGCGAGAGGUCCAGCUGCUCCGGGAAUCGGACGAACAUCCAAACGUCAUCAGAUACUACUGCACCGAGAGAGACAAACUGUUCACCUACAUCGCUAUAGAACUGUGUGCUGCUACGCUACAACAGUAUGUGGAAGAUCCGUCGUGCCAUGCUGGUCUCAGCCCUGUCACUGUACUACAACAGACCAUGUGUGGUCUCAGCCACCUCCACUCACUAAACAUAGUCCACAGGGAUCUGAAGCCUCGUAACAUCCUGUUGUCUCAGCCAGGGCCCCUGGGGCGGGUGAGAGCGCUGAUAUCAGACUUCGGCCUGUGUAAAAAGAUCCCUGAGGGAAGGACUAGUUUCUCUCUCCGCUCGGGGAUACCGGGGACAGAGGGGUGGAUCGCCCCGGAAGUACUGCUGGACACACCGGGAAACAACCCGACCCGUUGUGACCAGGCGGUGGAUGUGUUCUCGGCAGGCUGUGUGUUCUACUACGUGGUCAGUAGGGGGCAGCACCCGUUUGGUGACACGCUACGACGCCAAGCUAACAUCCUGACCGGGGAGUACUUCCUCACACACUUCCUGGAUGACGUGCAUGAUGACGUCAUAGCGCGGGACCUGAUAGAGCGAAUGAUCAACAGCGAUCCAGAGUCCCGCCCCUCCACUUCCUCUAUUCUUAAACACCCGUUCUUCUGGAGCCCUGAUAAGCAACUUCAGUUCUUCCAGGAUGUGAGUGACCGUAUAGAGAAGGAACCCACAGACAGCACCAUGGUGGUGAGGCUGGAGACAGCUGGCAGAGCUGUAGUACGAACCAACUGGAGAAUGCACAUCUCUGUUCCUUUGCAGACAGACCUGAGGAGGUUCAGGACGUAUAAAGGGAACUCAGUCAGAGACCUGCUCCGAGCAAUGAGAAAUAAGAAGCACCACUACCACGAGUUGCCAGCGGAGGUCCAGGAGACGUUAGGGGAGGUGCCUGAAGGCUUCGUUAGUUACUUCACCUCCCGGUUCCCGCGGUUACUGCUACACACACACACCGCGCUCAGCAGCUGUUCACACGAGAGACUUUUCCAACCCUACUACCUGCCCCCCACUGUUAAAUAACACACACACACAGGAAAGGUCGCUGGUUCAAAUCCCCCAGCCGACUAAAGUGAAAAUCUGCUAAUGUGCCCUUGAGCAAGGCACCUAACCACACUGGCUCCUGUAAGUUGCUCUGGAUAAGAGCGUCUGCUAAAUGACUCCAAUUUCAAAGUGUAAAUUCACUUCCUGUGGUAGAGCCGGAAUGACUGCCUCAUGAAUAUUCAGAGACGGACUGUUGAAUGACUGCCUCAUGAAUAUUCAGAGACGGACUGUUGAAUGACUGCCUCAUGAAUAUUCAGAGACGGACUGUUGAAUGACUGCCUCAUGAAUAUUCAGAGACGGACUGUUGAAUGACUGCCUCAUGAAUAUUCAGAGACGGACUGUUGAAUGACUGCCUCAUGAAUAUUCAGAGACGGACUGUUGAAUGACUACCUCAUGAAUAUUCAGAGACGGACUGUUGAAUGACUACCUCAUGAAUAUUCAGAGGCAGACUGGUACACUCCAAGACAAAAGCUUUUUAAAUGCUGUAAAUGUUUUACUCGUAACUUACAAGAUGAACUGAUUUUAACUUUCACCUGCUCUGACGUUCGUGUCUGUGAAGCACGUUAUUUUCUGCUCUGAUAGGAUAGCCUGAUACGCUAUAGUUUAAUACACUGCUCUGAUAGGAUAGUUUAAUACACUGCUCUGAUAGGGUAGUUUUAUACACUGUUCUGAUAGGAUAGUUUUAUACACUGUUCUGAUAGGAUAGUUUUAUACACUGCUCUGAUAGGAUAGUUUAAAUACACUGCUCUGAUAGGAUAGUUUUAAUACACUGCUCUGAUAGGAUAGUUUUAAUACACUGUUCUGAUAGGAUAGUUUAAAUACACUGCUCUGAUAGGAUAGUUUAAAUACACUGCUCUGAUAGGAUAGUUUUAAUACACUGCUCUGAUAGGAUAGUUUUAAUACACUGCUCUGAUAGGAUAGUUUUACUAACUGACGAUGGAAUGUUUUGGUUCUCUAUGUGCACUAAGUGCACUAAGGGGAACGAGGGGUCAAAUCUGAAGCCCUAUUCUCUAUGUAGUGCACUAAGGGGAAAGUAGGGGUCAAAUCUGAAGCCCUAACUCGAUGUAGUGCACUAAGUGGAACGAGGGGUCAAAUCUGAAGCCCUAUUCUCUAUGUAGUGCACUACGGGGAAAGUAGGGGUCAAAUCUGAAGCCCUAACUCGAUGUAGUGCACUAAGUGGAACGAGGGGUCAAAUCUGAAGCCCUAUUCUCUAUGUAGUGCACUAAGGGGAAAGUAGGGGUUAAAUCUGAAGCCCUAUUCUCUAUGUAGUGCACUAAGGGGAAAGUAGGGGUUAAAUCUGAAGCCCUAUUCUCUAUGUAGUGCAUUCAGAGGAAUGAAGGGUCAAAUCUGAAGCCCUCUUCUCUAUGUAGUGCACUAAGGAGAAAGUAGGGGUUAAAUCUGAAGCCCUAUUCUCUAUGUAGUGCACUAAGGGGAAAGUAGGGGUUAAAUCUGAAGCCCUAUUCUCUAUGUAGUGCACUAAGAGGAACGAGGGGUCAAAUCUGAAGCCCUAUUCUCUAUGUAGUGCACUAAGGAGAAAGUAGGGGUUAAAUCUGAAGCCCUAUUCUCUAUGUAGUGCACUAAGGGGAAAGUAGGGGUUAAAUCUGAAGCCCUAUUCUCUAUGUAGUGCACUACGGGGAAAGUAGGGGUCAAAUCUGAAGCCCUAUUCUCUAUGUAGUGCACUAAGGGGAUAGUAGGGGUUAAAUCUGAAGCCCUAUUCUCUAUGUAGUGCACUCAGUGGAACGAGGGGUCAAAUCUGAAGCCCUAUUCUCUAUGUAGUGCACUAAGGGGAAAGUAGGGGUCAAAUCUGAAGCCCUAUUCUCUAUGUAGUGCACUAAGAGGAAAGUAAAGUUCAAAUCUGAAGCCCUAUUCUCUAUGUAGUGCACUAAGGGGAAAUUAGGGGUUAAAUCUGAAGCCCUAUUCUCUAUGUAGUGCACUAAGGGGAUAGUAGGGGUCAAAUAUGAAGCCCUAUUCUCUAUGUAGUGCAUUCAGAGGAACGAGGGGUCAAAUCUGAAGCCCUCUUCUCUAUGUAGUGCACUAAGGGGAAAGUAGGGGUUAAAUCUGAAGCCCUAUUCUCUAUGUAGUGCACUAAGGGGAAAGUAGGGGUUAAAUCUGAAGCCCUCUUCUCUAUGUAGUGCAUUCAGAGGAACGAGGGGUUAAAUCUGAAGCCCUAUUCUCUAUGUAGUGCAUUCAGAGGAACGAGGGGUCAAAUCUGAAGCCCUAAUCUCUACAGUGCCUUGCGAAAGUAUUCGGCCCCCUUGAACUUUGCGACCUUUUGCCACAUUUCAGGCUUCAAACAUAAAGAUAUAAAAAUGUAUUUUUUUGUGAAGAAUCAACAACAAGUGGGACACAAUCAUGAAG
This is a messenger RNA of Oncorhynchus masou masou (cherry salmon), 5708 nucleotides long. RefSeq names its product endoplasmic reticulum to nucleus signaling 2 (gene ern2). The coding region runs from base 453 to 3329 and encodes 958 amino acids. The record is from RefSeq and is a predicted model, not a curated record. Gene Ontology annotation, molecular function: protein serine/threonine kinase activity; RNA endonuclease activity; ATP binding. Gene Ontology annotation, cellular component: IRE1-TRAF2-ASK1 complex. The transcript has 23 exons. Gene Ontology annotation, biological process: protein phosphorylation; IRE1-mediated unfolded protein response; intrinsic apoptotic signaling pathway in response to endoplasmic reticulum stress. NCBI's taxonomy places the organism in Eukaryota, Metazoa, Chordata, Actinopteri, Salmoniformes, Salmonidae.